AUGUCUGCUAUCAACAUGGAGAAGGCCUCUGACGCCACCGUUAAUGACGUUACAAACGCUCUGAGCAAUACUUCAAUCACCCAGCCUGCCGACAAGGCCGCCGCUAACGAGGCCGCCUCGGCCAGUGCUGCGGAAGGCCGCCGCCUCUACAUUGGCAACUUGGCCUACGCGACAACUGAGGGGGAGUUGAAGGACUUCUUCAAGAGCUAUCUUGUUGAGUCUGUUUCGAUCCCAAAGAACCCUCGAACCGACCGUCCGGUUGGCUAUGCCUUCGUUGACCUUUCAACUCCCUCCGAGGCCGAGCGAGCUAUUGCCGAGCUUUCUGGGAAAGAGAUCCUUGAGCGCAAGGUCUCUGUCCAGCUUGCCCGCAAGCCUGAGCCUGCUGGUGAGAAGACCGAGGGUACCAAUGGUGAGGGAUCCGGUGCUGAGGGUACUCGCCGCCGCCCUUCUGGCCGCGGUCGUGGCCGUGGCCGCGGCCGUGGAGGACGUACUGCUCGAGGUGGUCGUACUGGCGAGACCGGUGAGAACAAAAAGGAAGGCGAUGUUUCUACUGCCGCUACCGAUGCAGCGGCUGCCCCUGUCGAGGCUGAGGGCACCAAUGAGGUUCAACCAUUGAAGGACAUCACAAAUGAAAACCAGAACAAGACUGACUCGACUGCAAAGACGAAGAACCAGGCUCGUCCCCAGCGCGAGCGUCGCGAGCGGGGUCCUCCCGCCGAUGGCAUACCCUCCAAGACCAAGGUCAUGGUUGCCAAUCUCCCUUACGACUUGACUGAGGAGAAGCUCAUUGAGCUCUUCAAGGCAUACGAGCCUUCCUCCGCCAAGAUUGCCCUCCGACCCAUUCCUCGAUUCAUGAUCAAAAAGCUCCAGGCUCGUGGUGAGGCUCGCAAGGGUCGUGGUUUUGGCUUUGUUACCCUUGCCUCAGAGGAGUUGCAGCAAAAGGCUGUCACCGAGAUGAACGGCAAGGAGAUUGAGGGCCGCGAGAUCGCUGUCAAGGUCGCCAUUGACAGUCCCGAUAAGACUGACGAGGAGGCCAACGCUCCUCAGGAGGAGAACAAGGAGGCCGAAGCUGCCACUGCCGCCAUCAGCGCCUAA
This is a messenger RNA of Ustilaginoidea virens, 1095 nucleotides long. RefSeq lists its product as uncharacterized. Gene Ontology annotation, molecular function: mRNA binding. NCBI's taxonomy places the organism in Eukaryota, Fungi, Ascomycota, Sordariomycetes, Hypocreales, Clavicipitaceae. Gene Ontology annotation, cellular component: nucleus; ribonucleoprotein complex; cytoplasm. The record is from RefSeq and is a predicted model, not a curated record. Bases 1 to 1095 code for a protein of 364 amino acids. The transcript is spliced from 4 exons.